CGAUGGGCGUGACAUUCAUUCUGAGGCGGCCGCGUCUGCCAUCGGCACGUGAUUUUGUGAGUCACGCAAUGGCCCGGCGGAAGUAGCUUCACCUCAAAAGAAAAACCAAGCAAAGAGAGAAGGAGGUCGAAAAGAGCAGCAACGUUUACAAAUGGGUCUGUGCAUCUCUGGAGAAAAGGCUGAUUAUGAAGGUAUAGUGCGUUACGACGGACAAACAUGUCUUGGUGUCAGACACGGAGAAGGAACGUAUCUCUAUCAAAAUGGCGACAUGUACAAAGGGCAAUGGAAAUGUAACCAGAAACACGGGCAUGGUGUUUAUACGCAUAAAAACGGAGAAGUGUGAGUUGAUUUUACGUUCAUUUCUGUUUAAUGACUAGUUUUGUCGAUGAAAACGGCUCAGUGUCAUGUUUUCAUUGUUUUAGUUACCUGAGAAUAAAGAUAUAUAGCGCCCAAAUAAACAUAUUAUUAUUCAGAUUGUUACAAGAUCAGUUUUGGAUGUCUCCUUUUGUAUCUCCACGUUUGCUGUUUCCGAAAGAUGCUACGUAAUUAUUAUUUUAAUUGUAAUGAUUUCGAAACACGAAGAAUGUGAAAAAAAUCAUCCUCCAUUUCGACCAAAGAUACGGUGGUAAAUUUGUACACGCGCAACUCUCAUUUUUGUAUGGCUGUUUUAAAACUGAGACGGAAAAUGUAUUUUGCGUUUUGGUAUUUUGAUGCUCUAGUAUGUUUUAUUAUGUUUUGUUUUCUAUAUGGGCAUCAGUUCUAUUUUAGACAAAAAAUAGAUCACGUUGAAACCCGUGAUAAUCAAGGGAUUGCCACAUACAUAUUCACCAUUUCUGUAUCACUCUCUAUUUCGAUUUCUCUUCAACUUCCGGUCAUUAAGGCGCGUGUCUCAAUGCGUUAUUUCAUGUGUCUCUACCUUUGAGGGACAUUGUCGCCUUACGGAAAAACUCGGGGUGUUAUCAAAAUAUUGAAGAAGGAAAGGAAAAAAUCUCGUCCUAUUAGUAAAAUUGAAAAUGAACGUGCAUUGAAAAUUGAGAAAAUGAAGAGCGGAAGUUGUACUGAUCUUGCGUGACCGUCUUCCCCGUCUUCCCAGAAAAACCACCAGGGGGGCACUCAAGGGACGUAUGGGAAGAGGUGCGACAAGUGCUAAAUGUAAUUCUUCACCAGUUUUUCGUCUACAAUGAACUUGGAGGAAAAUUCUGUGAUAGCAACCGAUGCAUUAAUUGACAACUUCCCUUGCUCGAAGAGCUUCUUAAUAUUUGAUCGUGGCUGCCAAACAUCGGGAAUACACUUCUUGCCAUUUUCAUCAUUAUUGGAAGAAGUAUGAACGCUCAAGUAUUAAAAAUUCAGGAAGUGCAGAGUGGUCUGGAACACACAAUGACCCACCCCCAAUCAUCGUGAAAUUCUCUUUUAGCCCACCCCUUUUCUCUAAAAAAAUAGGCCUAGCCCACCCCAUGAUUCCCCCCCCCCCCUCCCCCCCAAAACACACACACACACACAUAAAUAAUGACCGGUCCCUCAACAAUCGCAAAAGUUAGUUCUCGCAAAAUACUUAAAAUACUACUCCCCUUGUUUGUUGAUUUGUUACAUUCCUACUACUGAACGUAUUGUUAUGUAACCAUGCAUUGUAAGUUUCUUUCUUUUGGAUCCAGUAGAGCGCUAGCUAGGCUCAAUUCCCUCCUCUGGGAGGGAGUACCGCGGGCACAUCGAGACGACUGAGAACAUUGAUGAUCGAUAAAAAUAGCGUCUCGCGCGUGGUCAUUUUCGUGUCUCGCGCGUUUCGCUUAACGGCCUAAGAAAAAAGACAGACUGUUCGUGUAGUCUAUCGAUGUUGUAAUAAAAAAUGUAAGUAGUUUGUUUAUGUCAGGUAUCGGUUUAGUCUAAUAACUUUUAUAAUCUAAAGAAUAAAACGGGUCUUCGUUAUUUUUUCUGUCACUUAAAACAGAAAACAAGGUUUCUUCUAUCGCGAUGAAUACAUAGGAACAGAACCUGGCAACUUAUUCGCCGCUACAACGUGUUGUUGUUUCAGAGCGGUCUCGUCCGCUCAACCACUCAUGAGUGACGAAGAGAUAAGGUAUGACAAUUCAUUCAAGUCUAAUUCACUUUUUCAUCUCUCUGUUCCUCCGACAGUGCAUUGAUUCGUUUGUUCGAUCAAUCGUCCAGUCCUUUUAUUCAGUGAUUAGGUGAAUGAGUGAGUGAGUGAGUGCGUGAAUGUUUAAAUGACUCAUUCAUUCAUUCAUUCAUUCCAUCUUUCUUUCCUUCCUUUUCUCACUCACUUGUUCAUACAGCGAAUUCCUUUGUUCAUUAGACUCCUACCUCCGUAUACGGGCCAGUUGUAAAUGAUUCUUCUCGAUUUGGCCUGGCGCGAAAAAUAGAGGUCGCGCUGUCCGUGAUUAGUAGCCUGCAAACGGCAGACGUUUCUCCUCGCUCAUCGCCACUGAGGGACGUUUAGUAGUAUAGUAUAUGGGGGUAUGAGCCCAUUUUCACAAAUCAUACAUAAAACCAACAGUUGAACUGGCAGUUGAACUACCACUUCAACUGUUGGUUUUAUGUAUGAUUUGUGAAAUUCGCACGUUCCUCCUCGCGAAACGUCCCUCGCGGGGAUGAGCGAGGAGAAACGUCUUCCGUUCGCAAGCUACGUGAUUAGAGGAGAAGGGAUAGGAGGGAGGAGGUUAAGGAGAUGCGGGGUGAUGGAGGGCAAGAAAUUGGUCACGUCCCCAGGAACCAGCAAAAAAUGAAGAAACGAAGCAGCAUCUUCUUUGUGAUUUUCUUCCCCAUCAAUGUUUCUUCGCACAAGAUGUGAGACACUGGUGUAAUUAAUAUAAGUUGGAUAGGUCGAUUCCGCUAAAACAUUUUAUUUUCCAAAUCUAUUAGGAAUCAAGAAAGAAUGGAGGCUGCGAGACAAAGAGCGGAAGAACGUGAAAGGAAACGGGAGGAAAGACAGCAACGUAGAGAUGAAUUACGACACAAAUAUAAUCUCUAA
Porites lobata is the source of this 2983-nucleotide messenger RNA. NCBI's taxonomy places the organism in Eukaryota, Metazoa, Cnidaria, Anthozoa, Scleractinia, Poritidae. The record is from the annotation of a GenBank genome assembly.